GGGAGGACGCGCCGCGGGCUGCUCGCUCUUGCUUACCCAUCUGGCAUCGCGCGAGAACGCACUGAACGACAUUCGUGGAAUAAACUCAAGGAAUUCAUUUCAACACACAUUCAGGAAAAACCCCGCCCGACCCCGACCUAACGGCAUCUCCUUUGGGCCCCUGGGAAGCAAGCAGUCGAGAAGCGACUCCGUCGGAGGGGCGGUCUUGGAGCGCCUGGCACCCUCCCUCUGCCUCCCCGUCCCAUUCCCUCUCGCCUCACACAAACGACGGGAAAGUUCGUGGGCACCUUCGCUUCCGAUUCAAUCUAGAUGUCACCAUCCCGGCGCCAAACCUCCACAUCACGACACCUCGGCGGCGGCCAUUUUACCGAAAGCUGCCUAGACCUUUUGACUCUCGCGCCAACCCGUAGACUGAGGGCACCGCACGAGGAGUUCUGCGCAAGAACGGAAGCUGGAGCUCCGUGGUUCCGGGCGGCCGCCUCGCCCGGCCCCCUCGCGAGAGCUCCUCAUUGGCUGCCGGCUCGCGAUCUCGCGAGAGGUGGGGGGGGGGGAGGCCGUCGGUGUGGUUUCCCUCCUGUUCCCGCCCCCGCCUCCGCCGUGGCCUCCGCCUCCCUCUCCUCGGGCGCUGCCGCUGCCGCCGCCGCCGCCACCGCUGCCGCUGCCGCCGCCGCCGCCGCCCCCUCUCCGGCUCGGUUCUCCCGCCCCCUGGAGCGGCCGCGGAGCCGCCGCGGAGACCGCGUAGCGCGGGAGGCGGGAUCCGCACGAAAUAAGUCAGAAUGAGUUACACAGAAAAACCCGAUGAAAUCACAAAAGAUGAAUGGAUGGAAAAACUCAAUAACUUACACAUUCAGCGAGCGGACAUGAAUCGUCUCAUCAUGAACUAUCUUGUUACAGAGGGCUUUAAAGAAGCAGCCGAGAAGUUUCGAAUGGAAUCUGGAAUUGAACCUAGUGUGGAUCUAGAAACACUUGAUGAACGAAUCAAAAUCCGAGAGAUGAUAUUGAAAGGUCAGAUUCAGGAGGCUAUUGCAUUGAUCAAUAGCCUCCAUCCAGAGCUCUUAGACACAAACCGGUAUCUUUACUUUCAUUUACAGCAGCAGCACUUGAUUGAGCUGAUCCGGCAGCGCGAGACCGAGGCGGCCCUGGAGUUCGCGCAGACGCAGCUGGCGGAGCAGGGUGAGGAGAGCAGGGAGUGCCUGACGGAGAUGGAGCGCACGCUGGCCCUGCUGGCCUUCGACAACCCUGAGGAGUCCCCCUUCGGGGACCUCCUCAACAUGAUGCAGAGGCAGAAGGUGUGGAGUGAAGUUAACCAAGCUGUCUUAGAUUAUGAAAAUCGUGAGUCAACACCCAAGCUGGCAAAAUUACUGAAAUUACUACUUUGGGCUCAGAAUGAGCUGGACCAGAAGAAAGUAAAAUAUCCCAAGAUGACAGACCUCAGCAAGGGUGUCAUCGAGGAGCCCAAGUAGAGGCUGUGCAGGUGGCCUGGGUACUGUCCCGGGCUCUGCCACGCCCGCCGGAGACAUUUAACUGCAGCAGAGAACCCUCUUUCCCUGUUCCUUUUUUUUUUUUUUUUUUUUUUGAACCAGUAUCUUUUUAUUUUUUUUAAGGGGAAAAAUGGCCCUUUUAAAAGUGCUGGGAAACUUGCAACAGAAGACACUGUCUCUGGAGGUUUGACCUAGGCACUGCGCCGUGGACCAUUUUUAAGCACUGGACACAUUGCAUUUGCAUAUUCAGUGCUCUUGGGAUUUUGGGCGGCCGAGGGAUUUGGUUUGCCGCUGAGUGCUGUGUAUUAGGGGAUAUCGGUGAAGCUUAACGUCUCCUGCUCACAAUCUUGGAAAGCACUGGCCAUGUAUUUGCUUUCUGUUAGUAAUAGGCAGACAGUACAUUUCCUCCGUUUUUCUAGGUCGUGUCAGGCUUGCAUCUAGUUCUUCCUUACUCCCUUUUCUUGUUUAUUUUUUUUUUUUUUUUCCGUAGUAGAGAAUAUAUAAAUUUGUAAAUCCUACUUCAAAGACUUCUUUGGUGUGAGGCUAUUGAGUUUGACGUUUGUUUGCCCUUUGAUUCUGGGUGGUCUGGCUUUUGGGUGUGUGUAUGUGUGGGUGGGUAUGUGUGUAGGGGUAUGUGAGCAAUGGGUAGUGGGGCUUUUUGUUUUUCCACAUGUAUAUUUGGUGGUGUGCGUGGUGAGAGGCUCAUUCACAGUGGGUUACUCAACCAUCUUUUCCAGGCAGUUUUGUUGAAAAUAAAGGUUUUUCUUUGAUUUCAAGAAUGACCAGAAUGGCCUCUAAAAAAUUAAUCAUCUAAAACAAACCUUUUGUUUUUAGGGGAUUUCUUGUGCCCCUCUGGUAUUAUACCGGAGGCCACGUUACCUGGCCCAUAUCUUGGGAGUUAGCCUGGUGACGGGCCGCUCAGCACCCUGUGCUUUGGCUGAGGUGCUUGGGAGCAUCUUCGGUGGAGCAGAAAGGAUCGCAUGUUCAGCCACGGUUGACCUGCGUUUGAGCAUCUCAGAGUUGACUUGUUAUCUCUUAUUACAUGGUCUACACUCUGUAGACGUCCAAUUCUGUUCACUCAUCGGUGUGUCUCCUGUUGACCGAGGGGAGUGCACAAAUGGCUAGCACAUGGCGCUGCACGCAAACAGGUCAGAGCCGUUAGGCCCUCAUGGGCACAUGGAACUUGGGUUCAGACACAAGUUGGAGUCAUUGCAGGGUGCAGCGGGUAUGCCUGACCUUGGUGGCCCUUGCCCAGCAUCAACUCUGAAUCACCAUAGAGCUGCCAGGCCUCCACGGUGCACAGGCUUCUCUUGCCACCAGUGUGGUGGGCACCAGCCCUGUGUGAGCUUGGGAUCCCGAGGUGCUGUGACUCAGUUCCCCCAGCUGAUUCCUUAGGCUGGAACAAAGUGUUCUGGCAUCUAAGACUUGACAGAGAGAAAUGUAUUCAGCAGCUGCAUCUUGGGGAACCUGUUUGCCUUAUUCUUUGGCAGGAGGUCCCUUGACUACCAAGGCUGGACUAGGCCACGGGGUUGCCAGCUUGCCAGCAUUUAAGCGCAUUGCGUUGACUGCCUCUGACUGGCCUGGUCGUCUUAGUGAAGCCCUUGCCCACUUGAGCCAUGUUCAUUAUGUGUCCGUGGCACCAGCCAUUCUCUCUGCUGACUGCGGUGUUUUACUCUUUGACUUACAGUCCAGUGGCAUGUUUUCAAGUUGUCUACUGUUUUCAGUGGGUAGGGGUUGGGACAGUAUUUACUUUAUAUAUAUAUAUAUAUAUAUAUAUAUAUGAUUUAUGUCAUUUAGUGACAAGUGCAGAGACCCUGGCAGUCAUUAUAAAAUAAUUUUAGCCUCCAGACUGAUCUUUUGUGCCACCCUUUUGAUUCUGUGAGGAUGAGGUAAGGGGGGGAGGCCUUUCUCUUUUACCAUCUAGAACCAGUCAUUUCAACUCUAGCUGUCUUAAGAGUCAUUGACAAAAGGAACCCUUCUUUGGAAUUAUUUCCUGUGAGGUUUGGGGAAAGAAGUAAGUUAGAGGGAAAGGGGGUUUUAAUCUUCAGGUGAUUCAGAGGUUAACUGUAACAAGCUGGAAGAAAAAUAGUAGUAGAGAGGUAGGGAUAAAAGUGCACGUUUUGAAAAGCACCAGCUAGUUCUGCAUAUUCCUCCUAAUUUUUUAAUUAUUGAUGUGUAUAAGAUCGCUCACGUGCGUAGUUAACGUAUCAUCAAUUUGACAUAUUAUUAAAACCAGAGUGUGUGAGACGUGUAGUAACGGAAAGUCUUGUGCACAGGGUCACCCAUGAACUUCCGGGACGUGAUGGGGUUUGUCACGUGCUUGAAGUGUUAAGUGGUAUUUUAUUCAUCAGUCCAAGCCAAUGCUGAAAACCAGUGUGAGCUAGAUGGUGGAGAAACUAAAAAUUCAAAUGUUAUUUUUGUUUUCUUUGCUUAAGAGAAUAUAAUUACUUUUCUCAUGAUCUGUUUGUAGACUGGAAGUUGCCUUUCAAUGUCAUGACUUUGUUUACUUGUCCUAUUUGCCACCAUUUUAGUCUCUUUUUUUUUUCCAGCAAGAAGCUAAAUUAAGUCAUUCUGAGAUAAAGUUACAGUAUAAUUAGAUUUUUCUGCUCUUGUCUCAUUUGGAUCUCACUGUUGUGUUUAUUAAAAUCAAGUAAUGUUUUACAGAAGUAGUUUAUUUCUCCUUUUUCCGCUUUCUUGUUGAAAGUGCCUUGAAAUAAAUAAAAUUUGAGAAUAUUCUGUACUUUAUGUUCCUGAUAUCAUGAAGUCGUGUGAGAAGUAAACUCCCGGUUUGGAAUUGUUACGAAGUGCAGAGAUUAUUGCAAAGCAAAUGAGAAUGAAUAGGUUUUAUCUUUUGAAUUAAAGUUUCCAGGUUUUAGAAAAGGCAAAAAUUAUUGGGAGUGGUAUUUGAGACAAAAAAUCGGCCAUAGCAUGGGGCUGAAGAAUGACAUCCCUAAGCACGAAUACAAAAAAACUGCCAGCUGGGGCCCGUCGCGGCCUCUGAGGGGUAAGUUGUCUUGUCGCCCAGUCGUCUUCUCAAUUCUGAUAGAAGAUGUGAUCGGAAAGCUUGUGUUAUAUAUUUUGAGGCCAGUUUUUCCAGGGCACCAUGUCUUCCUUUUCUUCUGUCUGUUCACUGUUGGUUCGGGAGAGUGCUGGCACCAGGGAUUUGUUAGCGACAAUGGAGUCUUCAUGCAAAUGGAUCGGGAUCCCCUUCUGGUUGUUACUGUGACAUCUCAGUGUGGACGGAGGACUAGAUGCAAGGUGUCUGCAGCCUGAGCCCUCAGUGUCCUCGACGCCAACCGAGGACAGUCGGCUGCGCACUGUAGGACAGCGUGUGGCAAGGCCGUGGCUUCCAUCAAACUUCAGUGCUGCUGCUUGGCGGACGCCAUGCGUGUUAUUUUUGACAAUGGUUGUGUUUGUUUCAGAAAUUUGUAUUCCUUUUUCGGGUUUAUAGUAAAUUAUAUUGUCACCAUGAGUCAUUUUAAUCCUGUGUAAACAUACAACCUGCUGUAGCACUUUUGUACACAUUACUUCUGUAAUUCUGCUCUGUUCCGGGCGGAGUACAUUGCCCCCACUCCCAUAUCUUUUGAAAAAUACAGAAUAGGUUGCUUUGCUGCCUGUCAUUAAUUUGAUAGUAAAAGUUUUCAUAUUUUUCUCA
Molecule: messenger RNA, 5136 nt
Organism: Choloepus didactylus (southern two-toed sloth)
Lineage: Eukaryota; Metazoa; Chordata; Mammalia; Pilosa; Megalonychidae
Gene: GID8
Product: GID complex subunit 8 homolog
Exons: 5
Coding region: 777-1463 (228 amino acids)
Biological process (GO): positive regulation of canonical Wnt signaling pathway; proteasome-mediated ubiquitin-dependent protein catabolic process
Cellular component (GO): nucleus; cytoplasm
Molecular function (GO): protein binding
Source: RefSeq, a predicted model, not a curated record